GCCGCCGCCGCCUCCUCGCCCACAAAUCUAGAGCUGCAUCGCGCGUCCACAGCUCCCCCCCUCGUGAGCCCACGAGAACCACAUUCUCACCCCUACCUCUGCUCCACAUGCUUCCUAGAUCGCCUAUUCGUGCCAUCCAUUAGCGAAGAUCUACAGUCUUGCUUCACGCCGCUUCUCUGAGUACCGAAUUGUGGCUUGUUGUCGGAGUGCCUUUUCUGACUUACACAUCUUGGGUAGAGAUAGCCGAAGCAACCACCCGCACCUUGGCGACAUAAGUCUUGACACUCUAGCAUCCAAGAUAAUCUCUGGCGACUUAAUUUGGUGGCGCGGAAGAGGGAUAGAGAAAAGGCUAUAUAUAUGGAGCAAUUGGGAUGAUCUUUAGUAUGACGAUGAUUGCUCUACAAGAUCUGACUGUCUCAACAGAUGCUUGUGCAAUAUUUCUACGGUUAGAUUGUCUCAUUGGGCUAUAGUAUGCUUAUUAUGGAUUCUGAGGAAGCUGGUUCAAAGAAGGAAAGAAAUGAGGAAUAUUCCAUAAACCGUCUCCCGAGAGAGCUCAUCGAGCGGAUAUUUUUUCGGCUUCCGGUGAGCACUUUAUUGGUGUGUAUUGGUGUUUGUACGUGCUGGAAAAACUUGAUCCGGGAUCCCAAUUUUGUCACAUCACACCUGAAGCAUGCAUCCCAUUAUUCCCUCAUAUUCUUCCAACAAGAUUAUGUUGCAGGAAAACAUUACCCGAGUGAUGCUAUUCUAAUUGAUAAAGCUUGGUCACAAUCAACAUAUGCAGUGCCAACCAUUGACCCUGAUGAUUUACUCUGUGGUUCAUGUAAUGGGAUUAUUUGCUUAUAGACCAAGACAUCGACAAUCAAGAUAGCUAACCUUGCAACUGGCGAAUGUUUGCAUCUUGAGAAACCUAUAAAGAAUUUCAGUGGCGACCAAUUCUUGUUCUAUAGUUUUGGGUUUCACCCAUUGACAAGAGAAUACAAAAUUACACACUUGGGUGACUAUGUUGAGGGCCACCCCAAGAAUGGAGACAAAUUCACCAUCAUUCAAGUUUACAGGCUUGGUGAUGAGAAAUGGAAAGACAUCAGAACCCCAGAAGCCUUAAGCUUGAGUUGCGUCAAAAACUCUGGACUAAUCAAUGUUGGUGGAACAAUGUACUGGUUAACUAAUGAUAUGGCAACUAACUGGAAGCAUGUUGUUAUGUGCUUUGAUCUCGGUGAAGAAGCUUUUGCACGGAUAGAACUGCCAACAUCAGUACUUGAAAAUAGUGUUUAUGGUGGUCCCCGUAGGUACUGGAUCAGAGAGAUAGAGGGGAAAAUAUGUAUAGCAACUGCUCAAACCUGGCACAAAGUUAUUUAUGGUAAGCUGCAGAUCUGGACACUAGACAACAAGGUCGAGCAAAGUUGGAGCCAGAAGUACAAUAUUCUUACAGCAGGUUACAUCGCGGGUCCAAAUUUAUCUUAUGGGGAUAAGUUAUUGAUGCAAAGAAAUGAUAGUAGGCUAUUUUCUCAUGAUUUGCAUGGGAAUGAAGGGAAUAUCGAGCCUAUGAUAUUAAACAUGAUGAGGUUUUCAGGCUUUAGCCUAGUUUUAGAUUUUAGCCCUCGCAAGCCAGACAAUAUGCAAUCCUACAUAUAUGUGGAGUCACUUGUACGCUUAGAUGUGUACAAAAAAGGCGGCAUUGUGCGUAAGCCAAAAAAGAGGGAAGUUUGGAAAUUUAAGAAGUGGAAGCCUUGCGAGGACGAGCUCUCUCAGCUAGAAGAGAUGUGGAGCCACAUUCAUCAAAAAGAGCAUGACAUAACUGUCUUUUCACAACGAUCUGGCAUACAACUCAAACAUCGUCUGCAAGGUAUAUCAAAUGACGUGAUUCGACAACAAAUAGGCCUGCAAAUUGAUCAAAUCGUUCCAGUCUUUCCAAAUAAGUAUCCAAGAUCCUCCCAACGACUUAAUUUGGUGGGGGAAAAGCGGGACAGAGAAAAGUUACUUGCUCGUAUGAGGAAGUAUGGAGAUAUUUGCAAGGCUAUGAAUAAGGAAAUUGGGUGGAUCGCUCGUAUGACGGAGAUUGCUACACAAUAUAAGGUGGGUCCUUCGAGUUCAAAUGAUGCUAUUUCAUCCCAGAAUCACAGUGACGACAAGGAUACAGUUGAGUCUUGAGAGCAUAUCAUGACAGUCUUUUUAGCUUGAUGAGAUAGUUGUUCAGCUUGAAACUCUUGCUACUUUACCCUAAUUUAUCUCUUUCACAUGUAAAACAAACAUUUCCGCAUUACCUUCUGUGUUAUGUUUCUUUCUUUAAAAUUUAUGUUAUUUAUCACA
Molecule: messenger RNA, 2307 nt
Organism: Triticum aestivum (bread wheat)
Lineage: Eukaryota; Viridiplantae; Streptophyta; Magnoliopsida; Poales; Poaceae
Exons: 7
Coding region: 1150-2148 (332 amino acids)
Source: RefSeq, a predicted model, not a curated record